ACCUUUACAAAUUACAAUACGAAGCCUUUUAUCCAGUUUUCUUCAACGGUUUUCGAUAUUUUGAAAAAUCCCGAAUCUCUACAGGAGGAUGCGUCGAGGGGGCAUGAAGACGCCGAAGGCGACAAAUCCUGAAUCAAAGCUUGGCAAUGAUAAUGAGCUGCAUUCAAUACAUCUCUUAUUAUGAACCGAUGUGCAGGCUCAAACUAUGUACACUCCCGAGAUAUCACGCGGAAUCUACUUGAAUUCAACAGACAAAAUGCAAUGCACACUGAUGAUAUCAACCAAGAUCAAUGACCAUUUGAUUUCGACCUCUUACCUUUUCUGCCCUUCUUCUGCAUCCCUUGCGAGUACAUCUGCGCCUAUACUGUGGCUACUGUAAUGGCCCAAAACGGUGCUGAAGAGCAUGAACAUGCCGUGACCUUAUUGUACCAUAGCGGUCAUGUCAUAGCUGUUAUACCUCAGACUCUCGUAUACGGAAUAUAUGCUGUCUUGGUCCCCGUUUCUUCCUAUGUCAUGCUCCGUAGAGGACUUGCGACAAGAGCACGAAAGAUCCUGUUUGGAAUAUCGAUUUUCAUGUUCUUACUUUCGACAGUGUACUGGAUUGCCUCGGUUUCAACAUUGAUCCAACUGAUCCAAGUCUGGUUCCUUGCUUCCGAUCCUGAUGCCCACAGCGCACCAAAUUAUUUACCCAUCUUGAAUGCCUUGGCCUUAGUAAACUACAUCAUAACUGACGGAGUAGUUGUCUGGCGUGCAUGGGUUUUAUGUUCGGGCGAUGGUACGAAGGCCUUAACUAUGUGUCUGUUCAUGCUCGGCCUCGCUACAGUCUCCGUGACUGCAACGAUCGUUAUUCGCAUUACCCUCAUGGUAAUCGAUACCCAAGUUGGGGAGCUGUUCAACCAGCUGAAUCACGGCAUCAACGUUACGCAGGUGGCAACUUUGGUGUUAUCUCUUCUCACAAACUCACUAGCCACGUUCUUGAUAUCUCUGAAAGCUUGGAGAAGUCGAACUGAGAUACGAGAUAACUUGGAUUCCGCCGUUGACAGACAUUCAAGAGCCGGGAAAAUAUUCGCACUUCUCGUUGAGACGGGUGUUAUUUACUCACUAUCCUGCCUUACUGUGUUCGUGUCUUCACUCAUACCACUAAAAGAAGGAACCCUUGGUGACUUGUAUACGCCCGUUAACAUCCAGUUCGCAGGAAUAUAUCCGGUCGCUGUCCUCCUCCUCGUCACUCAAAACCAUACCCUUGACAGAACAGUCCGGGCAUUCGCUUCCGGAGUAGAGCAAACUCAGUUUCACCACACUGGGCAAUUGGACACAAUGCGCUUUCAACGUGGAUCCGUGAUAUCCUUAGAAACCCAGACGAGUGGCAAUAUUUAUUGGUAUGGUCGAAAACCUGGGGAUAAUCUGAGUGGGCUUCCACCGAUCCCAUCUCCAAGAAUCACGUGGGGAGAUACAGAGCGGGUGUAGUGACAGGAGUAUCCUGGAAUAUCUGGACAAUUUGGUUCCUUUUAUUACCUUUUAUCACCUAGGUCAAUUCACGCUCAAGAUGUAGAUUGUGGUACUACGGCUUGACAACGUUACACAAUUAGAGCCACUGUGGCACAAACCCGAAUGAAACCAAACACCAUCCGGCGCCGAAACGGCCAACUGUCGCGUCUCGUCAUGUUCAUGUCAUAGCGCGGCGGGAU
Lentinula edodes (shiitake mushroom) is the source of this 1688-nucleotide messenger RNA. RefSeq lists its product as uncharacterized. NCBI's taxonomy places the organism in Eukaryota, Fungi, Basidiomycota, Agaricomycetes, Agaricales, Omphalotaceae. Bases 379 to 1467 code for a protein of 362 amino acids. The transcript has 9 exons. The record is from RefSeq and is a predicted model, not a curated record.